Molecule: messenger RNA, 1685 nt
Organism: Pangasianodon hypophthalmus (striped catfish)
Lineage: Eukaryota; Metazoa; Chordata; Actinopteri; Siluriformes; Pangasiidae
Gene: camlg
Product: calcium modulating ligand
Exons: 4
Coding region: 144-962 (272 amino acids)
Biological process (GO): tail-anchored membrane protein insertion into ER membrane
Cellular component (GO): GET complex
Source: RefSeq, a predicted model, not a curated record
UGCGCGUCCUGAACAAAGCGCCUGUUUAUAAGAAGGCGGAACAGGACAGUGCCCUGGUGGAUUGUGGAAGAAAGUGGAAGAAAACGCGGUUUUAUGAAAUAAGGCUGUAGUAAAUAAGAAAGUGAAGUGUGUGUGUUAGUGGGAUGGAGGCUGAGAGCUCGACGCCGGAGGAGAGAGGAGUGAGUGCGGCGCAGAGAAGAGCAGAAAUCCGCCGCAGGAAACUCUUAAUGAACUCCGAGCAGAGGAUGAACAGAAUAGUGGGCUUUAAUAAAAAUGACGGAGAAAACAGCGAACCCCAGCGUGUGACAGAGCCACGGUUCCACCUGGACUUGGACAGGAACGAGUGUUUCUCCUCCUCUAUGUCCACUAAAAGGGUGUCUCCAUUUGUCUCAGAGGCUCGGAGCGAGGGAUCGGUGUUAGAUGAGAGGAGGGAGGAGGAGGGGGAGGAAACAGAGCGAGGGGUUCGGCUCAGGCCACGGGGGGAGACAUCGAGUGAAGAACGCUCUCGCUCCCCUCGCAGGGGCCUAAACACCUACCUGUCUCGCUUUGAUGAUGCAAUCAAGCUGCGGGGUCAACUGGCCACUGAGAAGGUGUCUCAGGAGAGCGGUGCAGACGCGGAAGAGUUUGAUUCAUUUCGGCUUUUCCGGCUACUUGGCAGCGUGGUGUUAGCCGUGUGUGUACGCGUAUUUGUCUGUCACUACCUGUCCAUAUUCGCACCCUUUCUCACCCUGGAGCUCGCCUACAUGGGCUUAUACAAAUACUUCCCAAAGGUGGACAGGAAGAUGAAGACGACGGUGCUGUCUGCAGCGCUGCUCCUCUCAGGGAUUCCAGCUGAAGUGAUUAGUCGCUCGGCAGAAACCUACAGGACGAUGGGAGAUGUUUUCUCUGAUCUCUGUGUUUAUUUUUUCACCUUCAUCACCUGCCACGAGAUCAUUACUGCUUUCUCCUCUCAGUCCACCUAAAUAACACACACACAUGCGUGCUUUGUACAGCACAAACACUUCAUACACACAAGUAACAUACAUCAGCAUGUUUAUUACAGCUAACUGCAGUAUUCCAAUCCUGCUUUAAAUACGUCCCCUUUGGUUAAGUCCCCCUGGUCACUUUAUCAGCCGUUUGCCAGUUGAAGCUGUUUACAAAGGAACUUUUAACAGACCUGACAGUCAUGAUUGGAUUUUAAUCCUCCAUCUUUACUGCUGGAGGUGCACUACUACUCAAUGCUAAUGAAUUAGCAGGCUAGCUAAUUAGCAUGAUAGCUAGUCAGCAAACUGUACAGAAAUUGUGUGUUUGAGACUUCAGUACAGUGUUCUCCCUGCAGUGUGUAUGUGUGUGUUCCUGUUCAACAUCCCUACACGCUGCGCACUACAUACUUCUCCCCUCAGGCUUAGUACACACUGCUGCUGUUGUGCACUUAAGCAUUAUUAGGGGAGAACAUAAAUGUGUUUGUGUUUGCUGAAAUGCGAGUUAAUAAGUGUCAUAGUGUUUCGCUCCUCACUGUGUUGCUGGCUUGUUUGUGAUGUGACAUUUUUUGGGGAUUUUUUUUUUUAAAAAACUCUGUUAUUAAUGUUAUUUAUGCUGCUUACUUUUAUGUAAUUAUUCUGUAUAACAAUCACUGCUGCCUGUUACUGCAAAAUUACUGUUCAUUAUAAGACAAAGUGUGAACAAUAAACUUCAGUAAACAGUCA